UAAAGACUAAGUUCCCUGACCUGUCAUAGCCUAUGUGUUUUCCCCUUUCAGACAACUUCUGACAGGACUCAUGCAAAAGGAUGAAUGGAUCUCCUGGAUAACACAUCAGGUGUUUCUGAGUUCAUCCUGCUGGGACUUUCCAGUUCUCAAGAAAUUCAAAUACUCUUUUUUGCAAUCUUCUUUCUCAUCUACGUAGCCAUCAUAGUAGGAAACCUCCUCAUCGUGAUCUCUGUGAUAUUUGAUAACCAUCUUCACUCCCCCAUGUAUUUCUUUUUGGCAAACUUAUCACUUUUUGACUUAUGUCUUUCCUCUGCUGCAACUCCAAAAGUGAUUUCAGACUUCCUCAGAAAACGCAAGACCAUCUCUUGGUGGGGCUGCAUGACUCAGAUGUUUUUUAUGCACUUCUUUGGAGGUGGAGAGAUGUCUCUUCUGAUAGCUAUGGCCAUUGACAGGUAUGCUGCCAUAUGCAGACCUUAGCACUACAAGACCAUCAUGAGUCACAAGGUGCUCACUGGGUUACUGCUGCUCUCGUGGGCAGUUGGGCUCAUGCAUACCACGAGCCAGAUGGUUUUCACAGUGGGUUUGCCCUUCUGCGGCCCCAAUGUCAUGGACAGCUUCUUCUGUGACCUUCCCCUGGUCAUCAAGCUGGCCUGCACUGAGACCUACACUCUACAGCUCUUGGUGGUUGUCAACAGUGGACUCCUGUCCCUGGGUUGCUUCCUCCUCUUGCUCAUGUCCUACAUUCUCAUGCUGGUCACCAUCUGGCAACACUCCUCCAGCACAUCCUCCAAGGCUCUGUCCACACUAUCUGCUCACAUCUCUGUGGUCACUCUCUUCUUUGGUCCUGCUAUCUUCAUCUAUGCUUUCCCGUUUAAUAGCUAUUCUGUAGAUAAGUUUCUUUCCAUAUUUUACUCUAUAAUCACCCCUUUCCUUAAUCCAAUUAUUUAUACUCUGAGGAAUCAGGAAAUGAAGGCAGCUAUGAAGAGACUGAGCAAGCAGCAUAUGGUUUCUUGGCUCACCCACUAA
Vicugna pacos (alpaca) is the source of this 1026-nucleotide messenger RNA. NCBI's taxonomy places the organism in Eukaryota, Metazoa, Chordata, Mammalia, Artiodactyla, Camelidae. The record is from RefSeq and is a predicted model, not a curated record.